AAUCCUUUUUUUACUUUGUGUCAGAUGUGAGAGAGACAGGUGAUAUUGUACAGCAGCAUGCAAAUAUGUAGGUGUGUUGGGGCCUUUCCUUGCAGAUUGUGAACUUAUGGAGCUCACUAUGAACAUGAUCCUUUUCCUUGUUCUUUCUAUUGCACCAUUUCCAAGCAUAGGGUUGAGGUGCCACUGUGGAUAUUGUGGCAAGGAGAACUAUACAUGUGAGACCAAUGGGGGCAUGUGCGUUGCAUCGGCCAACUGGAACCUUGAGACCAAUGUGGUUUCUCGAUAUUACUGGUGCUUGGAAAAGGAGCAUGUGGAACCACCAGGCAAUCCCCUUGCUUGUCUAGUGUCCAAGGAAAACAGUCAUCACAUGAAGAUCCAGUGCUGUGCCCACACGGACAUGUGCAAUGAGAAUCUCUUAAAAGAUUGGCCAAGUGAAGAUCAGCUGGCAGAGGGGAAGAGAAUCAAGGCUGAUAAGAAUACAGAGCAUCUUCUCCUUGGCUUGUGGAUUGGAAUCCCAUUGGCUGUCCUCCUUGUCUGCAUUGUCAGCCUUGCCACCUUCUGCAUCUUGAGGCAUCGAGUGAGACGACAGGAAGAAAAAGGCAAUACUGGGAAGAUUGGCGAGGGGAGGGUUGUGUCCCCCCGCACCUGGCGACCUCCCAAGCCCUGCUAUGUAUCCUUGGACAGUGGGAAGGAGAAUGCAGAAGAUCGCCCAUUCCUACCUCAUCACCACUGUGACCACCACUCAGAUAGCCUGCGGGACACAGUGCUGGAUGUCACUUCCUCGUCCUCUGGUUCCGGCCUCCCGAUCCUGGUGCAACGGAGCAUCUCUAGGCAAAUCCAACUGGUGGAGAUCGCUGGUACCGGCCGGUUUGGUGAGGUGUGGCGGGGACAGUGGCGGGGUGAGAAUGUUGCUGUCAAGAUCUUCUCCUCACGGGAGGAGCAGAGUUGGGCACGGGAGGUGCAGAUCUACCAGACAGCAAUGCUGCGGCAUGAGAACAUCCUUGGCUUCAUUGCUGCCGAUAACAAAGACAAUGGGACAUGGACACAGCUGUGGCUGAUCACAGACUACCAUGCCCAUGGGUCCCUUUUUGACUUCCUGAGUGGACAUACAGUUUCCCCUGCUGAUAUGCUUCGGAUGUCCUGGUCCAUUGCCACUGGCCUAGCUCACCUUCACAUGGAGAUCAUCGGCACACAAGGGAAGCCUGCCAUAGCCCAUCGUGAUCUGAAGAGCAAGAACAUUCUUGUAAAGGAGAAUGGAGUGUGUGCUAUCGCAGACCUUGGCAUGGCAGUGCGCCAUGACACCUCCACUGACACCGUUGACAUUGCCCCCAACCAUCGUGUUGGCACCAAGCGAUACAUGGCUCCUGAGGUCCUGGAUGAAUCCAUGAACAUGGACCACUUUGAGAGCUUCAAGCGAGCUGAUAUAUACUCACUUGGCUUGGUGUACUGGGAAUUAGCAAGAAGAUGCAUUGUUAAGGGAGAGGUGGAAGAGUAUGAGUUGCCAUACUAUGAUCUGGUCCCAUGUGACCCAACAGUGGAAGAAAUGAGGCAGGUGGUCUGCCUUGCAGGGCUUCGCCCCUCUAUACCCCCACGCUGGAAUCUCUCCCCUGUGCUUCAGGGGUUUGCAAAAGUGAUGCAAGAGUGCUGGUAUCCCAAUGCAGGAGCCCGUCUCACUGCCCUUCGGGUAAAGAAGACACUCUCACAGAUGUCUCAGGACUGAUUCUUUUGUUUGUUUUUUUGUUGUGUUUUUGUACAAAGUCUUCAUACCAUCAUCUCAGUGGAUGUGGGAAGCUUUCUCACUCUCAGAAAAGUAUGGAAGUACUCAUUCUCUUCAUGACUGGUUCCUCUUGUUAGUUGGAAUCUGGAGUCAUACUGUGUGUGAGUCGAAGAGGUCAUUUGUAUUUUCUGUCAGCUUUCUCUUGUGCUGAUAAUUCCUAGAUGGACUUGCUGAAGCCUUGUAUAUUAACUGGAGAGACCUGAUUUCAAGACAAAAAUGCUUCAAUGGCCGUAUGUGUAUGCUGCCAAGCAGAGUUCCAUAUUUGAAGUGAAUGGAGGCAAGAGACUGAAAAUUUAUUCAAAAUUUUGCAGGCAUUCCUAUCAGGAAUGCUGGGAGGUUGGUUUAUAUUGUGCUGCACUGCUUUUUAUAUAUAAACAUUUUUUUAAAAUGUUGGGUGACUUUUUGGAUGCCCUAUAAAUCUAGAAUGCUAUAUAUGAAAGUAUUUCUGCUCAAUUCUUUUUUUUUUUUGAGAUGGAGCACCCUCAUUUUGUUUCUGGGAUUUGUUUGUGCUGGUCACAAGACAGUGUUUUGAAGGAAGAAAGAGGCACCCGGUGAUGUGAAUAGUAUUGUUUGGAUUGGUAAUGUUUUGGCCUGCUGUUCUCAAUUAUACAAAAUGCAUCUGGAAGCAGUGCACAUCAAUGGGACUUGUGAAAUUGUGCUCACUGGACAGUAUUACUUUUCUGGAUUGCCAAACAUCUCCAGUCAUUCCUGCAGCUUUGCUACUGGACCUACCCGAGUGACAACACAAUCAUUUGUGGAUAUGUGCAUGGCUUGGUGCUGUUUGUGUUGACCAUAGGCUAAAAGGCGUUUUUUGUUUUGUAUUUGGAACUACUUUAUUUUGUGUGCCUGCCAUGAUGAACAAGAGACUCCUGGAACA
Darwinula stevensoni is the source of this 2654-nucleotide messenger RNA. The record is from the annotation of a GenBank genome assembly. NCBI's taxonomy places the organism in Eukaryota, Metazoa, Arthropoda, Ostracoda, Podocopida, Darwinulidae.